GCUUAAUCAACAUAACCUUAUUAAAAUGUCGAUAUCGUAAACGCGUUUAAUAUAACAAAGUUUUAAAUUUUUUUUUAAAAUUAAAAAGAAAUUUAAAGAAUUAUAUUGAAAAAUAAAUAAUGGAAUCGGAAAGUGGAAAAAAUGAGAAAAAAUGUUGCAGAAAACAAAAAAGAGCUCAACAUCGUCUGGCAAGAGAUUUAAAUAUUAUUUGUUCAGAAUCUCCAACAAAGUAUAUAGUAAUUUGCAAUGCAGGAUUAGUAACUGGAUUGUCUGAGGAUACUUUAAAGCAAAUUUUAAAUCCACUUGUAACGAAAUAUUUUAUAAAAAUGCCACUUGGGAAAUCUUAUUGUUUCGUUGAAUUUUUAAAUGAAACGGAUGCAAAAACAGUUUACGAUCAUGUACACGGAAGUGUUAAACUUUUGCAAGAAAAACAUCCUCUUUAUAUGACAUUCACAACAUCAGUUCCACAAAUGGAAGAGACUUGUUCUAAAUUUUUAAUUCCUGGACUAAGAGUAAUAGAAAAUUUUCUCACUGAGGAACAAGAGGAAGUUUUAUUAAAAAGUAUUGUUUGGGAAGAAGAUGAUGAUGUUUCAUCGGAACUAAAACAUAGAAGAGUAAAACAUUUUGGUUACAAAUUUUGCUACGAUACAAAUACUGUUAAUAUUGAUGAUCCAAUAACACCGAUUCCUCAAGAUUAUCAUUUUUUGCAAAAAUUAUUCAAUGAAGCUGAAUGCGGGGGACAUGAGUUUGAUCAAAUAACUAUAAAUCGUUAUCUACCAGGACAAGGCAUUCCACCGCACAUUGACACUCAUAGUGUUUUUGAAAAUACAAUUUUAUCAUUAUCAUUGGGAUCAUCUAGUGUAAUGGAUUUUAAAAGAGGUAAAGAGAAAAUAUCAAUUUUACUGCCAGCUCGCUCUUUAUUGAUAAUGAGCGAUGAAUCGCGAUAUGCAUGGUCGCAUGGAAUUUGUCCCCGGCACAAUGACACUACACAAAAUGAAAAUGGAACCACAGUUCAAAAACGUGGAAUUAGAACUUCAUUUACUUUUCGAAAAGUUCGAAGAGGUGAUUGUCAAUGUAAUUAUCACGAAUAUUGUAACACAAAUAAUACUCAAGAAACAAUUAGUGAAUUAAAUGCAAAAGGAAUUGAAAAUUUAUACGUUCAUGAGGUUUAUGAAAAAAUUUCUGAUCAUUUCGAUCAGACUAGACAUAAACCAUGGCCAAAUGUUUCUGCAUUUUUGGACACAAUAAAAGUUGGAGGACUACUUUUGGACGUUGGUUGUGGAAAUGGAAAAUAUUUACUUGGACGACCCGAAAUUUACAAAAUGGGAUGCGACAGAAGUUUGGGACUUGCGGAAAUUUGUCGUAAAAGAGAAUUUGAAGUGCAAAUUUCAAAUUGUCUCUCGCUUCCCUAUCGUGACAAUUGUUUCGACGCGGCAAUUAGUAUUGCUGUAAUUCAUCAUCUUUCAACCGAGGAACGUAGAAAACGUGCAAUUUUUGAAAUUAUUCGUAUUUUAAAAUACGGUGGAAAAUGUUUAAUUUAUGUUUGGGCCAAGGAACAAAUAAAAGAUUCAAUGCAAUCGACAUAUUUAAAAUCAAAUUCAAAAUUAGAGACAUUAAAUUUUCAACGUGAGAAAAAAGAAUUAUUUGGAAUUACACUUCCAAUACAUGAGAAUCGUACUGAAUUUAUACAUUGUGAUAAUUUAGUUCCAUGGAAGAGAAAAGAUGGUGAUAAAUUUUUACGAUUUUAUCAUGUUUUUCAAAGUGGUGAACUUGAAAAACUUUGUUCAACAUUUUCUGUUGAUAUUGAAAAAUCCUAUUACGAUCAGGGAAAUUGGUGUAUCAUUCUCAAGAAGAAAUGAACGAAAUAAGAAAAUAAAAACUUUAUUUUAUAAAAAUUUAAAGGAUAUUUAAAAUAAUUUAAAUAAUUUUUAAAGAAUAUUUUUAAUUAAUUUAAAGAAUUACAAAAUUUAAAAAUUGUAAAUUUUGAUUUUAGUCGUGUAAAUAAAUUUCGUAUUUUUACGUACAGGAA
Molecule: messenger RNA, 2029 nt
Organism: Leptopilina boulardi
Lineage: Eukaryota; Metazoa; Arthropoda; Insecta; Hymenoptera; Figitidae
Product: alkylated DNA repair protein alkB homolog 8
Exons: 7
Coding region: 120-1859 (579 amino acids)
Biological process (GO): tRNA wobble uridine modification
Cellular component (GO): cytoplasm; nucleus
Molecular function (GO): tRNA binding; S-adenosylmethionine-dependent methyltransferase activity
Source: RefSeq, a predicted model, not a curated record